UGGAUGUUGCAGGACCGCAAUAGAAAUAAUCCUUUAGACCUUUACCAUGUUUUAUCCCUGAUGAUUGUAGCUACAGUUGUGCAGAAAUUCUAGUAUUUUUACUCAUCAAACACAUUCAAUUAAUCACUGGUUGAUCAUUUACAGCUCCUGUUCAGUUACAGCAGUAACAGCAUCCACUGUAGGCAACUGUAAUUAGAUUAUAAUAGUCAUUAUAGUCCCUCAUUCUUCCAGGUAGGCUCUGGAUUUGAAUGUAAUCUGGGAUUUGGUGGCUCAGUGCUGAGUGGUGCAGAAACCCAGAAACUAGCCUGCAGCUACCUUAGAUACACCCCAAGCAAGAGAGUUUAUAUGUGUGAGAAAGAGACGAUUACUUGGGUAGUAGUUAUGUAAUCUUGGCCAUAACUGUCUGGUAAUUACAGGUGUGGCUGAAGGAUUAUUGUCUGCGAACUAGGAGACCAUUUUCAGACGUACACUGUUAUUUUCAAGGAUUGUGAUGGGUGUAAUGGCAAUAGCAUAACAGUUUGAAACCAGGGAGUAUCUCUGUCAGACACCGUGGAAGUGGUUUAAAGUGCCUUUGAGCAAGGCGGUGUCCAGCCUGCUUGUGUAUUAUGAGCUGAAACCUUCUUUACAGUCACAGUUUAUAGUUUUAAAAUUGGGAAACACAAUCAAAAGAAAAGUGGUUCAAAUUUAAUUAAAAGAAAGCCAACAAUCCCAUAAACACCCCACCGAAAUUGUCAGUCACACACACUACUCAGCCAGGCGUAUGCUCAUGUGAGGUAAGCUCCUCUCGUCACUCGAUCUUUAUUAAUACAGGAUUACAUUUAUUCUCAAUCCCAAACUCACACACACAGUCCACGGGCUCCUCACAAAAGUACACACCCUGUCUGCCAAGGACUGCCGAAGGUAGCAAGGCAGUCGGGUAGCUGUGUGCCACCAGCUGGAGUCUGAGGAGUUUUAUCCUUUUUGAAUGUCAACAAGCCCAUGGAGGCCUGCUCUUUAUCUGGCUGCUAACAGAGGCUUUACCAGACAACAGGUGGAUUUCUGUCUGACAACAACACACUGCAGCUUUUUGAAAACACAAUUUCAUGACGAUGUUUCCCUGGUCUGCUGUUUUCUCCCUCGAGCCCAAAGUGCCCGGUCAGCGUUCCUCUGAGGAGUUGGUGACCAACACUUUGAUGUUAGAACUGGGGGCCAUGGUGAAGCGCACUGAACGUAUCCGCUUGGAGCGGGCGACAGAGGGUCGCCGCCGCCGUCGCAGCUCCUCCUCCACAGCCGACUACAGCUGGCUGGCCACGGCCCCGACCCCGCAGCCCUACGAGCUGACCCCAAACGACCUGCUGGAGCUGCAGGACAUCUGUGCCAAAGUCCCUCCUGCACAGUGUGGUCCUGUGAUCGUCAGGUUCAGGAGGGUGGUGUCGCAGAUGGAGCCUGAUGUUCAAGAGGUACCCCGGCUGUUUCGCUCAGUGAUACGCGAUUGCAUGGACGAGUUGAUCGGGAGCGAAGACUCGCAGACGCAGGACAGCGUCUUCGAGAAGCAGCAGCGCAGCAAGAGCCUCUCUUUCGUCACUUUCCGCAGCAAGUUCCGCGCGGGUCAGUUCUUCAGGGCCGGCAGCAUGAGAGGCUCCAGGGGGAAUCUGGAGCAGCAGGUGGAUUGGUCCGACGAGGAGGAGGAGGACGGAGAAGGGGAGGAGGAGGAGGCCAUCAAGGCCAGAGCAAGGAAGGGGAGGAGCAUGAGCAUGCCGGAGAUCGGCCCUUUAGAGCAGAGCGCCCAUGGGUGAGAGAUUCAGGGGAGAGACAAUGCAGAGAGGACGGUAGAAGGGAGAGGACCUGGAGAGGAGUUCAGAUAGGGGGAGAAGAUGAGAGAUGGGUCAGCAUACUGUAAAUAUGGGGAGGACAGAAAAACUGGGAAUAUUGAGGAAGGAGAAAAGGUAGCAUUGAGUAAAAAAGGGGACAGAAUUGAUUUGAAAAAAGUCCACAACUUUCUCGUUUCAAAGGAGUAUAGAAAACCCAGGAAACCCGUCUAAUUGCUAACUUGAAGUCUUUAGUUCAUCCCAAAAACAUUGUUGUUUUGUUUUUAAGAUUCUGAAACAUGAGGUUUGCAUUUAAUUGUGCUGACAGGUAGGCUACAAACCUGUUAAAACAAGAGUCUACAGCCAUGCUAGAGGCUCUGUGAGGCUGUACUUAGGCACAUUGGUGAUUUGAGCUAAAUGCAAACAUCAGCAUGAUGAUGUUUAGCUAGUAUAAUGUUCACCAUCGUAGUUUAGCGUGUGCUAACAUUUGCUAAUUAGCACUAAACACAGAGUACAGCUGAGGCUGAUGAGAUUGUUAUUAGUUUUGCAGGUAUUUAGUCAUAUCAUAAAUCAAAUUAUUGGACAAAUUAAAUGUUUUACCCGAUGACGGCGUUAAAUGAAAUGUCGGAUGGAAGUGAUUACAAUUCAUCCUGAGGGGAACAUGAAUGUGUGCACAAGAUUUCAUGGAAAGCCAUCCAAUAUUUAUCAGGUGAUCUUGCUCAAAACCACAAAUGUCACUCCAGGAAAUGUGAGAGGAUCACUAAAGUCAUUAGGAUACAUCGUCUGGGGACCAUGAAUGUCUGUACAAAAUGUCAUGGCAAUCCAUCCUUUAGUUUUUGUGAUAUAUACAUAGACAUAGAGCCACGCCACUAGCAUGGCUAAAAACUAAAAUAUGCUGCAUGGGGUUUGGUUGAGUAAAAUCGUUUGCAUUGCUAGCCUUCACAUGCUUCGGGUAUCCUUAAAAACAAACAGCUCCUGAUGAAUCAUAUACUGUGAACAUGAACUGUCCCUUUAAAGACAUGUUAUGCAACAGACAGGACAGCUGUUUUCUGCAGUAGACGGGGGAAGUUCAGUUAAGGCCACUCAUCUGUAUAUUCGGCAGUCACAGUUUGAUAACCUGCUCGGUUAGCCGGUGCUCUCAUAGUGCACCCAUCAUGCAGGAAAUCUUCUUUUUUUUAUUGUAAAUAUGUAUUUGGGGAAAUAAAUAUACAUGUUCUCUUUACUUCUAUGCAGUUAAAAUAUAGUUUUCCCCACAAAGUUGUGUGUGUUUUUUUAGUUUAGAUACAGUUGUGUAACAUUUGAGACUGUGAUUUUUGCUCAUUUAUAUCUGUUAAAUGUACAUUUUUUAAAUCUAGUAGAAGCUUUUCUACAAAAGAUACAUGGACCUUUAUCACAUUAUUGUGGUUGAGAAGGCAAAAUAUGAAUAUGUAAAUAUGUCUGGGGCCUGUAAAUAAAUAUAAAUACAAUA
Molecule: messenger RNA, 3255 nt
Organism: Sebastes umbrosus (honeycomb rockfish)
Lineage: Eukaryota; Metazoa; Chordata; Actinopteri; Perciformes; Sebastidae
Product: RD3 domain-containing protein
Exons: 3
Coding region: 1083-1775 (230 amino acids)
Source: RefSeq, a predicted model, not a curated record